AUGUCGCUCUCACGAUCGCCUUCUCCUCAUCCCGGAGGAGGUUGGUCGAGUCCCGGAUUGACUCCCAACAGCGGGAGCUCGAGUCCGCGCACCGUCUAUUCCAGCAGCGCGGCCGGGCCCAGUGGAAUCUCGUGGGCGGCCGCAAAGGCCAAAAGCGAGGAAGUGAAAGGCUAUCCGUCCUUUUCGACGCGGAACAAUGGCUUUUUUUCGCGUCAGAAGCGCAGGAUCUCCGCGAGUUUACCCCGAUUCCGAUUGAACUCGAAUUCAAAGGACUACCGAGAAAAGGAGAAGCUGGGGCGUGGACGAUGGCAGGAUAACAGUAGUUUGGCAGGACGGGUGAUUGCGCUCUUAGGUGCACUUCUGCGCCGGACGAGGAUACGACUGUUGUUGGUGGGGAUUCUCAUUUUUAUAGGCUAUCUAAUGUUCUGGACCUCUAUAUUCGAGGCCUAUCGGAGAUCGUCCAUUGGAGGAGGAAGGAAGGUCGUCAUUAUACUAGCGUCGAAUGUCGAGGGAGGUGUGAUGGAAUGGAAAGGCGCGCGUGAAUGGGCCAUUGAGCGCAACAGCAUCGCAAACAAGAAGAGAUACGCGAAGCGAUGGGGUUAUAAUCUCGAGAUCGUGAAUAUGAUGACGAAGAAAAGAUAUGCGCAUGAAUGGCGUGAGAGCUGGGAGAAGGUGGAUGUUAUCCGGGAUUCCAUGCGAAAAUACCCUCAAGCGGAAUGGUUUUGGUGGCUCGAUCUCAAUACCUAUAUCAUGGAAUACUCGUACUCUCUCGAAGACCAUCUGCUCAACCACCUUGACACUCACACUUACCGGGACAUCAAUGUUUACAAUCCUCUGAACAUCACGCAUCCGCUCACCGCACCUUACCUCGACCCUCUUUCGCGCUCCGUGAAUGGCGACGGUGACCCUUCCUCGAUCAAUCUGCUCGUGCCACAAGACUGUGCCGGGUUCAACUUGGGUUCCUUUUUGGUACGGCGCUCUUCAUGGACGGACCGCCUGUUGGACAUCUGGUGGGACCCAGUGAUGUAUGAGCAGAAGCACAUGGAAUGGGAACAUAAGGAGCAGGACAGCCUGGAAUAUUUGUACGCCAACCAACCAUGGGUGCGACCACAUGUCUCGUUUGUACCUCAGCGCCGGAUCAAUUCGUUCCCUCCCGGAGCUUGCGGUGAUGAACCUCACCCCGGGAUACACUACCACGAGAAGGAUCGUGACUUUGUCGUCAACAUGGCUGGAUGCGAGUGGGGGCGCGACUGCUGGGUAGAGAUGUACAACUACCGCGAACUCAGCAACCACCUGAACCGAACUCGAUGGGAACGGUUCAAAGACGGAGUCAGCUCCUUUUUCAAAAAUCUCUUUGGAAAAACCGAAAAAUCAGCUACGCAAUGA
Paecilomyces variotii is the source of this 1386-nucleotide messenger RNA. RefSeq names its product putative alpha-1,6-mannosyltransferase subunit. Bases 1 to 1386 code for a protein of 461 amino acids. Gene Ontology annotation, cellular component: Golgi membrane. The record is from RefSeq and is a predicted model, not a curated record. Gene Ontology annotation, molecular function: glycosyltransferase activity. The transcript has 3 exons. Gene Ontology annotation, biological process: protein N-linked glycosylation. NCBI's taxonomy places the organism in Eukaryota, Fungi, Ascomycota, Eurotiomycetes, Eurotiales, Thermoascaceae.